CUCUCUGACCGAAUAAACAGACUUCAGCACUCGACGCUGCUCUCGGGAGCGCGCACGCGUGUCGGUGUGUGUGUGCGUGUGCGUGUGUGUGUGUGUGCGUGGGUGUGUAUAUGUGUGUGCGCGCGUUUUCUCUCCACGUAGUGAGCAGCUCAGGCAGAAGACAUGUCUGUGGCAGGACUGAAAAAACAGUUCCACAAAGCAACUCAGAAAGUGAGUGAGAAGGUUGGGGGAGCAGAAGGCACCAAGCUUGAUGAUGACUUCAAGGAAAUGGAGAAGAAAGUGGAUACGACAAGCAGAGCAGUGCUGGACAUCAUGACUAAAACUACAGAAUAUCUACAACCAAAUCCAGCCUCUAGAGCGAAGUUGAGUAUGAUAAACACCAUGUCUAAGAUUCGUGGGCAGGAGAAAGGCCCGGGUUACCCCCAAGCGGAGAGUGUUCUUGGAGAUGCCAUGCAGAGAUUUGGCCGAGAACUGGGAGAGGAAUCCGGCUUCGGUCUGGCUUUGAUAGAUGCAGGUGAGGCGAUGCGUGAGCUUGGAGAGGUGAAGGACGCUCUGGACAUGGAGGUCAAACAGAACUUCAUUGACCCACUGCAGAACCUGCAUGACAAAGAUAUCAAAGAGAUUCAGCACCACCUGAAGAAGAUGGAGGGUCGGCGUUUGGACUUUGACUAUAAGAAGAAGCGUCAGGGCAAAGUGAUGGACGACGAGAUCAAACAGGCCUUGGAGAAGUUCGACGAGUCAAAGGAGGUUGCUGAGCAGAGCAUGUUCAACCUGCUGGAGAGUGAUAUAGAGCAGGUGAGUCAGUUGGCUGCCCUGGUAAAGGCUCAGCUGGAUUACCACCGACAGGCAACUGAUGUCCUCCAACAGCUCUCCAGUAAGAUGGAUGAGAGGAUAAAAGAGACCGCAAAUAAACCAAGGAAAGAGUACAUUCCAAAACCACGCAUGGAGCUUCAGCUGCCCAGUGAAACUCACAACGGAGGAAUACACACCGCUAAAUCACCUGCUCGCUCACCAGCUCCCCUAGAUCAGCCGUGUUGUCGUGCUCUGUACGACUUUGAGCCCGAGAACGAGGGUGAGUUGGGCUUUAAGGAAGGUGACAUCAUCACACUGACCAAUCAGAUAGAUGAUAACUGGUACGAGGGGAUGAUCAACGGCCAAUCGGGUUUCUUCCCCAUCAACUACGUCGACAUCCUGGUUCCUCUGCCUCAUUAGGCCCCGCCCCUUUCUGUGCCCCACCCACUUCGUCAUCAUGUCUGAUGAGGAUGAUGAAGAUGAUGAAGGGGUUACAGUUAAUAAUUAAUAACACACUCUGAAGUGUUUGUGUGCCCGUGCAGUGUUGCGUUGAGAAGCGGCUCAGGCAUGUGUGUGUGUGUGUGUUUAUUGCAGACCUGUAUGAAUGUUACACAAGUGAUAUCCCAGUAUCUUAUUGUAGGUGGAGAACGUGUGAAUAUUACGUCUCGUGAUUCCGACGUCACGUUUCUGCAGUUCCAGCCUUCCUCACGUUCCACUCCGGCUCUACUUCACGCUGAGGUGUAGCUCAGUCAGCGUGCUGUUUACCUCACCACCUUACCUGAGAUGGUGGCGCUGUUUCUUACACUUUGUUACGUUUCUCUUCACACCGAAUAUAAAGCGUUGUCUGAAACCACCUUCAUGAGUUUAACAACUUUAUAUAACGUCACAUUCGAGUUCUCCGGUCCUACAGGUGGCGACUUCUGAUGCUAGAGAAAGGAAAUCAUGAAUGCCGUUUUUUUCUCCCAGAAAUAAGCUUUUUAGAAGUGAUAUAGAUUUUCUGUUGGGGGCGGAGCUACACUCUGAUUGGUUCCCCAGUGUUCUCUCGCAUUCAAUCAAAACCCUCACACCGAACCGCCCGAAGGACACAGUGUGUUACAGCAUUCAGGACACGCCCCCUGUUUAUGCUCUUUCCUUUCUCCUAAACUAUUGGUUUGUUUGUUUGUUUAUUUAUUUGCUUGUUUGUUGGUGUGUUUGUUUGUUUGCUCUUUUUUCCAGCAAGAUUUCAGUGAUUUCCCCACUGUCAGUGAUGCUCUUGUGAACUGUUUCUUUAUAUUUUUUACUUCUUUGUGUUCCUGUGUAAACCAUUAUUUAUUUGUUUGUUUGUUUGUUUAUAUUUAUUUAACUUCUGUUUGUUCAGUGACAUUCCUGCGUAUGCACAAGCCGAGUGAGUGUGUGUGUUUUAUCCUGUACAGUGUUACACACAGGAAGUAGAUUUCCUUCUCUCUGAUUGGUGGAUGUGAUGUUUCCGUCCCUGCAAUUGAAUAAAACCAACUUUUAACCAGCAGAUUCUUCAUGAUGUGUUUGAAGCAAAGCAGUAACUGAUUUCUUUAUUUUCCAGGUUAGAAUGUGAGGGUUUCAACAAAACACAAUUUUUCCAUCUUGUUUGUGUGUGUGUGUGUGUGUGUGUGGGGGGCCUUCGCCUUCUUGUUAAUCAGUAACGUUAACAAUAUAGUGUGUGAUGAGUUUGGGUUCUGCGUUGUGUUAUUUAGUUUGAGGGACACGUGACUGACAUGUUUACUCUCAAUAUCUGCACAAGAUUGUUUCCCAGCUACAUGUGGGUAUGUUUUAGUGAGGGACGUGUCUCACUGAUGGGCGUGUCUCAGUGAAGGGUGUGUCUCACUAGUGGGUGUGUCUCACUGAUGGGUGUGUCUAGAUAAUGGUGUGUCUCACUUAUAGGCGUGUCUCACUGAUGGACUUGUCUCACUAGUGGGUGUGUCUUACUGAUGGACGUGUCUCACUAGUGGGUGUGUCUCACUGAUGGUGUGUCUCACUGAAGGGUGUGUCUCACUAGUGGGUGUGUCUCACUGAUGGGUGUGUCUCACUGAUGGUGUGUCUCACUAGUGGGUGUGUCUCACUGAUGGUGUGUCUCACUGAAGGGUGUGUCUCACUAGUGGGUGUGUCUCACUGAAGGGUGUGUCUCACUAGUGGGUGUGUCUCACUGAUGGGUGUGUCUCACUGAUGGUGUGUCCCACUAGUGGAUGUGUCUCACUGGUGAUGUUUCUCACUGAUCGGCGUCUCACUGAUGGGCGUGUCUCAGUAAUGGUGUACCUAACUGAUAUGUGUGUCACACUGAUGGACGUGUCUCAGUGAUAGGCGUGUCUAUUGGGUGUGUCUCAAUGGUGGGUGUGUCUUAUUAAUAGGUGUGUCUCACUGAUGGGCGUGUCUCACUGAUGGGUUGCUAAUGAAAACUGUUCAGAAUUAGCAUAAAAAAUUACUGACUUUACUGUCCCUGAGUCACGCCCCCCACAAAAUGAAACCCCACCCACUUUUAUUCUAAAUUGAUUUUUAAACAUUGUGGUCUGAUGUGUGAAUGAAUAUGGGGAAGGUUUAUUAUCACUCACUCCAAUACUGAUCAACAACCAAUCCCUCAUCUAUAUCCACUAAUCAUUACAGCAAUAACUGUCUCCCUGUGUCACUACACCUCCUCCUGUGUGUGUGUGUGUGUGUGUGUGUGUGUGGACUGCAGUAUGUUUUUGUGUUAAACAUGAAUUAAUUAAAUGUCAUUGUGAUGUAUCUAUUUAUCUGCUGUACGGACUUGUUAGUUUUAUCUCUGUAUAUAUACACGAUAUAAAUCUAUAUAUAUAUAUAUAUAUAUAUAUAUAUAUAUAUAUAUACAUAUAUUUAAAUGUGUGUGUGUGUGUGUGUGUGUGUGUGUGUGUGUGUGUGUGUGUGCCUCUCUAUCCUGUACUGGAUAAACAGAAGCUGUGUCGCUUGAUGUGAUCACACUAAUAUCACACACAUGCGAAAUAAAAUGCAGUGUCACUAAUGAUGA
Molecule: messenger RNA, 3784 nt
Organism: Silurus meridionalis
Lineage: Eukaryota; Metazoa; Chordata; Actinopteri; Siluriformes; Siluridae
Gene: sh3gl2b
Product: SH3 domain containing GRB2 like 2b, endophilin A1
Exons: 9
Coding region: 163-1212 (349 amino acids)
Biological process (GO): synaptic vesicle uncoating
Cellular component (GO): presynapse; glutamatergic synapse; cytoplasm
Molecular function (GO): protein binding
Source: RefSeq, a predicted model, not a curated record